AUGGCACUAUGGGGGUGUGAGCGGCUGAGAUUCCCAAUCUCAGUGGACUUCCUUCAUUUCAAGAAAUUGAUACUCAGAGGACUUCCAGCAAUUGCCACAUUGCCAAAGUGGAUAGAGCAUUUGUGUGAUGAUUUAGAAGUGCUAGAAUUUGGAGAAUUUCCCAUGCUAAGAGUAUUUCCUGUCUGGCUUUCAGAUUUCUGGGACCUUCGACUUCUUGGGAUCUCCAACUGCCCUAGAUUGCCAGGUUUUCUUCCUGAUCUAGAUUCUUGUGAAAAUAUGGAGGAAUUGAGGGUCACGUUCUGUGGAUCCUUUAGCCAAAAAGUUGUGGAGGAAAUCAAUCAUCAAAAUCAAAAUCUCUCUCAGAUCUCUACCAUUUAUGUUGACUCCAAAAAAGUGAAGCCGCGAGUAGUAUCAGCAGAUGAACACAAGGCAUCAGGUGGAGCUGAACAACCUGAAGAAGUAAGUGGUGUCCAUAAGAGUGAUGGUGAUCAUGUUGGAUCCAAUACUGAUGUCCAUGNUUUGCAUCAGCUGUCAUUUGUCGACUGCAACAACAAGGAUUUGCCCGGGGCGACAUGUGAUAAAAUUUGUGUUCUUUCCAUUCCAGUGGGAGGAGAUGUGGAGCCAAAGAUCAAUGGAGUUCCUCUUUUCAAAUGCAUCACCAAGUUCAGGGAGCUAAGGGUCUUAUACUUAUGCAACUCUUCCUUGGAAGAAAUUCCAACCUCCAUCGACGCGCUGAAACAUUUAAGGUACUUAGAUUUGCGAGGGAGCCGACGACUCAAGAGGUUGCCAGAGUCUAUUUGCAAGCUACAGAGCCUGCAGACCCUGAUACUUGCAUUCUGCUCAGAGCUUGAAGAGCUUCCCAAAGACAUAGGGAACUUGAUCAGCCUCAGAUUCUUAUGGAUACAGACAAAGCAAGCCAGCUUGGGAAAAGAUGGCAUAGGAAGCUUAACAUCGCUUCGGUUUUUCGCGAUCGGAGGGAGCAAAAACUUGACUCGCUUGUUUGAUGAUAUUGACAGACUCAAUUUGCUUCAAACACUAAUCAUUUAUGAUUGCAAAUCGCUGCUAACAUUGCCAAAAGGCUUGGAAAGCUUGAGUACGUUGUGUAAUAUGGCACUAUGGGGGUGUGAGCGGCUGAGAUUCCCAAUCUCAGUGGACUUCCUUCAUUUCAAGAAAUUGAUACUCAGAGGACUUCCAGCAAUUGCCACAUUGCCAAAGUGGAUAGAGCAUUUGUGUGAUGAUUUAGAAGUGCUAGAAUUUGGAGAAUUUCCCAUGCUAAGAGUAUUUCCUGUCUGGCUUUCAGAUUUCUGGGACCUUCGACUUCUUGGGAUCUCCAACUGCCCUAGAUUGCCAGGUUUUCUUCCUGAUCUAGAUUCUUGUGAAAAUAUGGAGGAAUUGAGGGUCACGUUCUGUGGAUCCUUUAGCCAAAAAGUUGUGGAGGAAAUCAAUCAUCAAAAUCAAAAUCUCUCUCAGAUCUCUACCAUUUAUGUUGACUCCAAAAAAGUGAAGCCGCGAGUAGUAUCAGCAGAUGAACACAAGGCAUCAGGUGGAGCUGAACAACCUGAAGAAGUAAGUGGUGUCCAUAAGAGUGAUGGUGAUCAUGUUGGAUCCAAUACUGAUGUCCAUGAGAAUGAUGCUCAACAUGUUGGAUUCAACAACGAUGCUGGAGUUAAACCAAAACAAGAUGGUAUUGGUAGUGAUAUUCAUGAAUCGAGUGGUGUCCGACAGGAUAACGGAGCAGCUGAAAACGGUCGUGUUGGGGCUGGACAAACUGGAGAAGGAGAACACGACCGAGCUACGAAUGAUGAUCAUCAUGAAGCUAGCAUUGGUAACGAUAUUGGGACCGGACAACAGGCUAAGAAUGAUAGUCAUGCUGGUACUGGACAAACUGUUGGAGAUAAAGCGGUCGGAGCAGAACAGGUUGAUCCGAACGCCGGGACUAGACACAUCUUAAGAACAAAACAUGAUGGAGAUACAGAGGACAGUCAUGUUGGGGCUAAACAAACUGCAGAAACUAAAAAGGAUUUGGCUGGUGAUGAUAGUGAUAUAAAUGCAGGGCAAAUUGAAGGGGCAAAUGUUGGUGGAGCGAAUGAGAAUGGCGAUGGCGAGGUUUGUUUGGGUGACAAUGACGACGCCGGAGCUGAACAAGGUAUGGUGGUUACAUUGGAGGGUUUCUAAGGAUGUGUUCGGAGAGCGAUAUGUUUAUUAGGUAACGACUUUACUUCCCUUCCCUUGUGGCAAUGUUAAAAGGGGUGGUGCUCUUGGGGGUUGCUCCUCUCACAAGUUUGAGCUACCCACCUAGUUUGGAUGUAUCACCUCAUCUUAACAACUCGUGACAGUCA
Messenger RNA from Cucurbita pepo subsp. pepo (vegetable marrow), 2339 nucleotides. The record is from RefSeq and is a predicted model, not a curated record. Lineage: Eukaryota; Viridiplantae; Streptophyta; Magnoliopsida; Cucurbitales; Cucurbitaceae.